This is a messenger RNA of Gilbertella persicaria, 282 nucleotides long. RefSeq lists its product as uncharacterized. The record is from RefSeq and is a predicted model, not a curated record. The coding region runs from base 1 to 282 and encodes 93 amino acids. Lineage: Eukaryota; Fungi; Mucoromycota; Mucoromycetes; Mucorales; Choanephoraceae. The transcript is spliced from 3 exons. Gene Ontology annotation, cellular component: trans-Golgi network.
AUGGCGGACUCACACUUUGACGAUCUCGACACAGCAACAGAUAACGGAGAAAGAGAAGAGUUGAUAAAACACGUACUUGAACUACAGUCUCAACUCAAAAACAUGGUUUCACGAGUAGACUCGGCCAGAAAAGAACAUCAAUCUUUACUAACGGAGAACCAAUUGCUUCAAAAGUACAUUAAUAAUUCACUUACAUCAACUGCCGUAUUUGGAGCUACAAAUGGAGCUAUCAAUGCCAACAAUAUUGCCUUGCGUCAGUCAAGUGCUGACUCUCCUCGAUAA